GCCACCUCUGCCGUCCGACAUCGAGGACAGAGCUGGCUCUCCACGGAGCCCACAGUCAGCCCAGUUGAGGCUGUCGACAGCGACGACCUCAACCCCAACGAGCUCCAAGCCCUCGAAACCGAAAAUGCUGAGAUGUAUCUGCGUUUGGUAUCCGAACAGUCGGAGGUGCAGCAGUUGGGAACUUCGCUGUCUGAAAUCGGGAGACUGCAGUCCAUCAUUACGGAGAGUCUGGUCGAGCAGGCUGAGAAAGCGGAGAGGAUAGGGGAACAAAUCGUCGGCUCAACAGAACUGAUUCGUGAGGCUAACGAAAAGCUCCGUGAGGCCAUUGAUCGAACCAAGGGCGUCCGCUUUUGGAUCCUCUUCUUCAUGCUCGUGCUCACCUUUUCUUUGCAUUUUCUAGACUGGUAUCGUUGA
Molecule: messenger RNA, 414 nt
Organism: Dibothriocephalus latus
Lineage: Eukaryota; Metazoa; Platyhelminthes; Cestoda; Diphyllobothriidea; Diphyllobothriidae
Source: the annotation of a GenBank genome assembly